This is a messenger RNA of Vanrija pseudolonga, 990 nucleotides long. RefSeq names its product putative WD repeat-containing protein (gene SPBC713.05). The record is from RefSeq and is a predicted model, not a curated record. The coding region runs from base 21 to 944 and encodes 307 amino acids. Gene Ontology annotation, molecular function: protein binding. Lineage: Eukaryota; Fungi; Basidiomycota; Tremellomycetes; Trichosporonales; Trichosporonaceae. Gene Ontology annotation, cellular component: catalytic step 2 spliceosome. Gene Ontology annotation, biological process: mRNA splicing, via spliceosome. The transcript has 7 exons.
CUCGCUCCUCCGAUCCUCCAAUGGCCAUGGCACCGUCCCGGGGCAACGGCGACGUGCCCUCGCGCCUCGUCCAAACGCUGGAGCACCAGGGCGCCGUCAACGUCGUCAAGUACAACAAUGGCGCCAAGUACAUCCUGAGCGGGUCGUCGGACCGCACGAUCAAGCUGUGGAAUCCGGCGUCGGGCAAGGGGAUCAAGGAGUACAGAGGGCAUGCGCACGAGGUGUUGGCGUUGGAUAUUGCCCACGACAACGCCAAGUUCGCGAGCUGCGGCGGCGACAAGGCCGUCUUCGUAUGGGACGUGGCGAGCGGCGCCGUGCUGCGUAGGCUACAGGGUCACUUUGGAAAACUGCACGCCGUGGCCUUCUCCAACGACGCGGGGUUGCUAGCGAGUGCCGGCUUCGAUGCCAAGAUCAUGCUGUGGGACAUGCGGGCCGCCGUGCGCGACCCCCUGCAGACACUCAAGGGCGCCACCUCGUCCAUCACCACGCUCGACAUCCCGCCCGACUCGGUCGAGAUUAUUGCUGGCAGCGCCGACGGACAUGUUCGGAGUUACGACGUGCGGAUGGGCAAGGUGACGGAGGAUUUGGUGGGAGCCCCAGUGUCCGGUCUCACGCCGUCGCCGUCGACGCCGCGCGAAACGAUGCUCGUCGCGUCACUAGACGGCAAGCUGCGCCUCUUUGACCGCUCGAACGGAUCGGUCUUACAAACAUUCUCGGGCCACAAAGCCACGACGCAGCGCUCCAAGCCCGCCUUUGCGCGCGGCGAGGGCUCCGUGCUCGCCGGCGACGAGGACGGGCGGCUGUGGACGUGGAGCGUGCUCGACGGCACUGGGCAGUCGCGCGCCGCGCACUCGCGCGCCAUCACCGGCGUGCUGGCCAACAGCAAUGGCAAGGAGGUCAUCACGGCGUCGUUGGAUGGAACGAUCAAGGUGUGGGGGGUGUAGUGGCGCUAGCACGGUGGCAGUGUACAGUAUGCAGCAUUUGGUCCAG